This is a messenger RNA of Rotaria socialis, 876 nucleotides long. The record is from the annotation of a GenBank genome assembly. Lineage: Eukaryota; Metazoa; Rotifera; Eurotatoria; Philodinida; Philodinidae.
AUGUUUCAAACAGAAGCUCUUAUUGAUACAUCAAUUUUGCCAUCUGAUAUCAUGUUAUUACGUGACGUUAAAUUUUUUGAUUUUGUUCGAAAAGAAGCUGGCGAUGCUGCUGUUGAUCUUUUUGAAACUCAAAGUAUCAAUUGUGUUAAAUCAUUGUUGAUGACAGCUGAUGUUUAUUGUAUUAUGAAUUUGAAAAGCAAAGCUUUAGAUUGUUUUAAAAAUAAACAUGGUUUUAUGCUUGAUGAUGAUACAUUCAUUAUAAACACUGGUAUAAAAGGAAAUGUGGACUAUCUUAUUGAUUUAUUAAAACAAAAAUGUACUGCUGAUGCAAAGUUAACAAAAUCUUCAAAACGUAAUCAAUCAUCACCACCAUUAGAUAGAACCAUAGACACAUCCUCAGCUACCACAGAAUCAACAAUGGCAGUUUUAUCGGGUAAUUCAUCAAACGUUGUUACAUCAAAAUCUUUAAACUUAUCACUCGAUGAACAUAAAACUUAUAUAAAUAAUACAUUGAAUAAUUGUGGUGUAUUAAAAGCUAAUAUAAAAUGUUGUUGUAACAAAUGGAUAUCAUUAACAAAUAAUCGUGGCAAAUUUCAACUAUCAAACUUUUACAGGCAUUUACAAGAUUUUCGUAAUAAUAAUGCAUGUGAUAAAAUGAAUGAAUUAAUAAAAAUUUAUACUGCACCAGAUCACGAAUCAUCAUCAAAUGCGAUAUUACUUAAUUCUACAUCUACUUCUAUAACAACUGAUGGUCAUGAAAGUGUUGAACAACCUUCGCCAUUAUUAAAAAGUAAAAGUAGAGCGAAAAGAAAGCUUCAUUCAAUACAAUCAUCUUAUAAUACGAAAGAAGUUGUAAGAAGAACGAGAAGACAAUAA